Molecule: messenger RNA, 2723 nt
Organism: Branchiostoma belcheri (Belcher's lancelet)
Lineage: Eukaryota; Metazoa; Chordata; Leptocardii; Amphioxiformes; Branchiostomatidae
Exons: 2
Coding region: 574-1572 (332 amino acids)
Biological process (GO): monoatomic cation transport; positive regulation of interleukin-1 production
Molecular function (GO): channel activity
Source: RefSeq, a predicted model, not a curated record
GUCGGGUGUCGUAUGCCCUUAACUACAUUGUUGUGUGUACGUAAGUUUCACAUCCGCCAGAAGAUUAGCUGUAGGGUCAUACAUGUACAGGGAGAAACUGUUUGUACUGAGCUGUGUGUGACGCGAUCUCAACAGUUUUGUCAGUUCUUUUUUAUAGUUUACAUGUACCUUACAUAAUGGCAAACUCGUUCUGCAUGCAUGACAUUGUAUAGUGUUACACCGUGUUUACCGUCCGACAGGACUACACAAAGCGUUACCCACGCCGUCACUGCAAUGUCACCCAAUGAAGCGUUCAUUUUAUAGUUAUCGGUAUGGUUGUGUCACAUUGAACAGCAAAUGUUGCACCCCAAACGGGUCUUUUCCCCCUUGAGAACUGUAAACUCCUAGCCUCAUUGGGGAUAGUCGACGUAUACGUAGUUUCAUUGCAAUGGGCCGGAAAAGGGGAGCUCAUUUUAUCAGGAAACGUGCUUUCGACACAAUUACUAGUAAUUUAGCCACCGUGCAUCGAUUAUUUUCAAUCUGACACAUCUAAGUUUAUCCUUUGCAGGGUCCUGUUUUCCUAGACCUUUCAAGAUGUCGCUGAACUUCAUAAGUGGCCUGCUACAUCCGACGGACCCUGCCCGACUUCAUGCAGAGCUAUGGGUGGACUAUGCCGCCAAGGUCAUGUCCUGCUAUCUGCCCAUUGUAUUGGGGACUGUAGUGAUGGCGCGAGAUCUCUUUGGAUCAUCCAUACAAUGCUUCUACUUGAACCUUGCUGAUACUCAACUGACCAGAAAUGCAACAUCUGCAAAUGGUACUAAUGAUCUACCAAGAAUGGUAUUUGAUAACCUGGGUGCUUACAGUAGGCAACUUGCAGAAUUUGUCAAUGUUUACUGUGAGACAAAGGAAUAUUUCUCUGGGAAUUCCAUCUUCAGUUACCGCCUCUUUGCUUUGCUCCUUGGUAUACAGGCAGCCAUAUUGUACAUUCCAACUUUGGUUUGGAAUAUAACAACGGCCAGAAAGAUUAUCUGUAACUUACGCUUCAUAGUGCAUGACAUGGAGAUGCUUUACAAAUGUUUCAGGGGAGAAUGGCGUAUAGAGCGAGGUGAAUAUAAGCAAAAGGAACUAAGAGCCAUUUUGGAAGAGUGGUCUGAAAGAAACAGUUUACACAAAAAAUAUGUCUUCAAGCAAAUUGCCUCCAUGGCUAUUACAAUCUUGUUUUUCCUAUUGUUCUUCUAUUAUGAAUUUGUCAAUAUCGCACAGAUUUAUGGUGAAUUUCCAUGUGAUGUAAACAAGAAGUUCACAGUAGACUGCACGGUACCAUCAGCAUCCAUAUAUAGAUGUGUUUGGGGUUCAAAUAUGGCCCUUCUCUGUCUAAGCUUUGUAAUUAUGCUUUACAAUGCAUUUAUACAACUUUGUUUCAUUGAGGAUAGACCUUUCAAGAAGUUAGGCAUAAACCUAGAGCAUAAGAUCUCACCAAAUGAUUGUCACAUGAUGUAUGCAUUUUUCCAAGCCAAUGUUGAAGCUAUCGACAAAUUCAACUAUCUUAAAGUACUUGAUAAAUGUGGUAUAUUGCAAGAAACUACAGUCUGAGUGUGAUUUAACACAUACAUGGAAGUUAACACCUUUGUGAAAAUGUAUGUUUUUGCUAUGUGAUGAGAUCAAAUAUAAAAAAAGAUUGAAUCUGCAGCAGAAUCUUUAACAAUUCUCCUCCUCCUCUUGGGUUUUCUUCCUCAUGUUACUAUUGGAUAUAGCUUAUAGUAUGCCUUGCAUACAGAGUGCAUUGUACACUAUACAAAUAUCUAUUUGGUUUUCUGAGUGUAAUUGUACACAGUUACACUUUUUUGGUGUGGCACAUCGAGCACACAUAAUGUUGGAUACAGUUCCGACAUUCUAAAAUAACAAGUUAAUUGUAUACUAGGCACUCCUUUGUGCAUGAUGUACAGAAUAAGGAUUUCACACAAUUAAGAUGUACAAUAGUCAUGUAAGUCCAGAAUUAGAUUAAGAUAACCAGACUUAAGGACUGAAAUAUGUAUAGUCUAUUUUGGGAAACAUGACGACAUUAUAGUUUGAUGAAAGGCUUGUUUUACUAGCACUAAUAAUGGGCAUUUCCAUAUUUUUUUUCAAUUUUAUUAUUUCCGAGCUACAUACACGUGUAUGUAAGACAAACGUAACCUUACUAGUGUUAACCUUCUUUCUAUAUGAUUUUAUAAUGUAUACACCUCUUGAUAUUGAUAACAGUGAAUAAAAUGCUCUCAGAUUAUCAUGGUGAUGGCUGUCUUGUAUUAUUCUGUAAUGCACUAAGCCUAUCAAACUCAAUGAAAAUGGGUAAAAAUUUCACAAUUUGAUAAUUGGAAGCCACAUUUGGAAUAUUCAGCAACUAAUGUCUUGUUUAGAAUGUACAUAUGUACAUGGAAUAGUACAUUAUUCAAACACCUUGAUCUUGCUCUCUAUGGGUUUCUUACAUACAGGACAGCCUGCUAACUGUAGCAGACAUGUUUCACAGCUGUUAUAGUGUCCACAGGGCUGGAUAAGAUGGGACCUUCUCUUGGUGUGACAGACUGAACACACGUAACGCUGGUUCUGUAGAGGUGAGGGAGAGAAAUAAAAGUGUUAACUGUAACAGAAGACAAAUGGAAGACAAAUGUGGGGUUAUCUACCACAUAAGUUGCCAGGGAAACACUAACAGAGGCCCCCGUUGGGAAACUUAUAUCGGGGAAACUGAGUGCUCACUAAAAACCAGG